AUGUCUUCUCAUCACUCGCCGUAUGAUAAUAUCGAGACAGCAUCUCACUCCACCCUAGGUCAUUCAGAACCGCAAGGCCAGAAACGGAAACACUCGACUUCACAACCUGGACGCGAAUAUGGAUUGAUGCGCGACACAGGUGAGCACGAUGCCGCUCGAUUCGUAGGAAGUGGAAGUGGAAUCCACUAUAUUCGUGCUGUUCAUCUCCGUCUUGCCAAGAGAUCUGCAUCAAGAACUACAGAACCUGGACCUUCGACUAUCAACACGCUUAUUCCCGGUGAAGACGACCAACUUCGUCAAGAUGCUUCAAUAAGACGAAAUCGAGAGCAGUUUCUUUGGAAAGAUGAUGAAGUCUGUGAAAAUUCCAUGGCCGCAGAAGAGACCUUUGAAGACUUUGUCGAGUGGUCCAAGAGUUAUUUCGAGGCAUGGCAUCCUGUUCUUCCGUUCCUUCACGGCCCCCACGUCCUAGGGUUGUUUGAAGAGGUUGCUAAGAACGGAACGCUAUUGCUUAACCCUAUCGAUAUGGUCAUCUUGAAGUCUGUUCUUUCUAUAUCGUUGGCGGAUAGUCGACAGGCCACUCCCCUCAAGAAGCCGAUCCCAAAAGUAUAUCUCUUCAACAGUGUUGACGAUGCGUUAGCAAGCUCUCAGUUUGCUUUGAGCCAGCCGGCGUCAAUCCGCUCAACUCAGGCAGCUUUGGCUAUCCAGUUAUUCCUGACUUCGAUGCUUUGUCUCAACGCCGCAUCGAGAUUAGGUGGACUGAUUGUUAGGACUGCAUUUCAUAUGGGCCUUCAUCGAUGUCCAGCGCGAUAUCCCUUCUUCACAGAUAAGGAGGUUUCAGUUCGACGCAGGGUUUUCUGGUGUAUCUACACCCUCGAAAGGCUUCUCUGUCAGUCUCUUGGGCUACCUCUCGAUAUACGGGAUGACGACCUGGAUGUCUGUUAUCCUGGCGAUGAGCGCCAUACGAUAACUAACAGGGAAGAGAAUCCGGAACGAUUACAGCUCCUGACGUUCGUCGCAAAGCAUGCUCGAAUACGCGGGCUCAUUCUUGAGCUCAGGAACAAGUCUAUGCUACAACGACAGGAUACUGCAGAUCGAGCAGCGUUCGUCCAAGCUGAACUGGCUAAAUGGUUCAAUGAAAUCCAGGACGCAGUAGAAGAGGACGAUCUGGCUGAUACAAGCUCAACUACUCCAGCAAUAUCUGAACAUCACAAGGUUAUGCUUUUGGUGCUGAAACAUGAGUCGGCAAUAUGCUUGAACAGACCUGGCCUCGCCUCCGAACAUCCUUCGUCCUCAUACUCAUCCGCCUUUCAGGCAUGCAUAUCAGCUGCCAAGUCUAUCUUGAUAAUCCUCAAGAAACACCGAAACCGCCACCAGUUAUCUGUAGACUCAACUAGUACAAAGUCUCAAACACCGUUGCUGUGGCCUUCCUUCACGUGGUCUAUAUGGAUCAGUGCAUUUGUUCUUAUCCAUGCUGCCUUUGAAAAGCAGGUUCAUCUGGGUAGUGCAAUGAGGUGUUUCAUUUUCUUCUCCAGUCUUUUAUUGUUCGCUGACUCGUUUAGGCAUGUUGCUGCGGCCAAGGAUAUACUUGGACAUCUGGCUGCACGGGAUACAUCGUGGCCUGAAUACUGUCUCGGGGCCAUAGACGAGUUGACUUCCACCGUUCAGGAACUCUCUCAGGAGCGUCCAACAAUGAUUGAAUCUCCGGUAGAUGCCAUCAUCACAACACGCAGUUUCUCACCUAGUGUUGGAAGUCAAGUACGGAGUGCUGAAAACACGACCCCCACAAGACUUCCAAGAACACAACAUGCCCAAUCUCAAAGCGCUGAGACAAGAGACAGCCCAAACUCUAUCCCCCAAAACAUCUCCUCCAAUGCCCAAGCAUUCCAAGGACUAUCCUCCACUCAACCCUUGAGACCGCAACAGAAUAAACGGCCACGGACGACGUAUCAUUCUACUGGUAUCUUAUCUCAAGAUAUACCUUACUCACAGCCCCAAAAUCCCCAGGCGCCAUAUUCCAACGACUUUCUAUCUACACCAAACACAUCACUAAACACAGAAGGACCACCGGGUAUGAACUUGGACAACAUACCGCUAGAAGGUCAUGAAUCAAUGAUGUGGUACGAUCAGCUCUUUGCGAGUUCGUUCAGCGCUAUCGACAAUCCCUUUCUUGUAAAUGCAGAGUUUGACGCUUCUGUCGAUCCAACUUGGAAUUAUUUACGAUAG
This is a messenger RNA of Fusarium fujikuroi IMI 58289, 2223 nucleotides long. Its product is annotated as related to transcription activator protein acu-15. The coding region runs from base 1 to 2223 and encodes 740 amino acids. Gene Ontology annotation, molecular function: zinc ion binding; DNA binding. The transcript has a single exon. Gene Ontology annotation, biological process: DNA-templated transcription. NCBI's taxonomy places the organism in Eukaryota, Fungi, Ascomycota, Sordariomycetes, Hypocreales, Nectriaceae. The record is from RefSeq and is a predicted model, not a curated record.